AUCCGCGGCUGUAUAGUCCGUUUGCAAAUUGUGGAAUUUAGGAAUCAUUUCGGUUUAUUCCCGGGAAGUGUGUGUUUUUCCCUCUUCUUCCUUUCGGCUAAAUGGGUGAUCACGCAUUCGCUUUGCAGUUGCCCGGUCCUUCUAACAUCAUAUCCUUCUCGGAGUUGUCCCACUUCAUCAGAUUCUACAGCAGCCCAGCCAGCCCCGCGUACGAUGUCCUGAAUUACAGCUAUAAUAAUAACUCAUCGUGUGUGUUUCCCCCCGUUGCAGCUCAGCAAACCAUGCAGGAUGAUUUACUGAUGGACAAAAACAAAGCCCUGCCUCAUCAUCAGCAAGAUCCGACGCAAGUAGAUCCUCCUCCCUCCACCCCGACCCCGUCAUCGGAGCCCACUUCUUCUUCAUCGGAGUCAGACAGCCCGUCGACCGGCAGCAGUCAAGCGGCUUCAGCGCUGAGCAGCAGCAGUAGCAAGGACAAAGUGCCGAUGGAGUCGCCGAUCCUGCCCGGGUUGAGCUUCCACCAUCCGCCGCCGGAGACCGGCGGACCCCUGUCCUCCCCUUCCUCCUCGUUUGGGAGCACUUGGUCCACGGGAACCACGAACGCCGUGGACGACAGCUUUUUCCAGGGAAUACCCUCAGUGAACGGGACGAUGCUUUUCCAGAACUUCCCGCAUCACGUCAACCCGGUCUUCGGGGGCAACUUCUCCCCGCAGAUCGGCCUGGCGCCACAGUCCCAGCAGCAUCAACAGCAAGCUCAGCCGCAGCAACCCCAGCAGAGGAGGUCUCCUGUCAGCCCCAGCCAAGGCCCCUUCCCGCAGAGAAACGCUUAUCAGGCCGUCAUGAAUAACAGCAAGGGCUCGUCGUCCUCGUCGCCUGCUUCGGUCUCCUCGUCGGCUUGGAAUAAUCACCAGAACGCCGCCUGGAGCACGGCCUCCAACCCCUGGAGUGGGCUGCAGGCGGGCAGGGACCCGCGCAGAGCUGUGGGCGUCGGGGUCGGGGUCGGUGUAGGCGUCGGGGUGCCGUCUUCCCUCAACCCGAUCUCCCCAAUGAAAAAACCCUACAGCAGCAACGUUAUAGCACCCCCGAAAUUCCUAAGACCUGGACCCCUCGCCCAAAAGGCCUGGAUGGAGGACAGCGCCUUCAGGACUGACAACAGCAACAACACAUUGCCUUUCCAGGACCGGAAUCGGCCCUUUGAUGCUUUUAGCUUGCACUCUUUGGAGAGUUCCUUAAUGGAUAUGAUAAGGACUGACCAUGACAAAGGUAAACCACACCCUGCCGGUGGCCCACCAAUGACUAUCGCUGAUAUUGUAUGGAGGAAUCAUUUUGCAGGACGUAUGGGCAUCAACUUCCAUCACCCUGGAGCCGACCACAUAAUGCCAUUGAAUACCCGGAGCUAUGGCCGCCGACGAGGUCGCUCCUGUCUUUUUCCCUUUGAAGACGGUUUCCUCGACGACGGCCACGGCGACCCCUCCCUGACCCCGGGCCUCAACUCGCCGACCCGCUGUCAGAACGGCGAGCGGAUGGAGCGCUACUCCCGCAAGGUGUUCGUCGGAGGACUGCCGCCCGACAUAGAUGAAGAUGAAAUCACCAACAGCUUCCGUCGCUACGGGCACCUGGUGGUGGACUGGCCCCACAAAGCUGAGAGCAAGUCCUACUUCCCUCCUAAAGGCUACGCCUUCCUGCUCUUCCAGGAGGAGACGUCUGUCCAGGCCUUGAUUGACGCCUGCAUUGAGGAGGAUGGCAAGCUCUACUUGUGCGUGUCCAGUCCCACCAUCAAAGACAAACCGGUCCAGAUCCGACCCUGGAACCUGAGCGACAGUGACUUCGUCAUGGACGGCUCUCAGCCUCUGGACCCGCGUAAGACCAUCUUUGUGGGAGGAGUCCCGCGGCCUCUGCGUGCAGUGGAGCUGGCGAUGAUCAUGGACCGUCUGUACGGAGGCGUCUGCUACGCCGGCAUCGACACCGACCCGGAGCUCAAAUACCCGAAGGGAGCCGGCCGCGUGGCCUUCUCCAACCAGCAGAGCUACAUCGCCGCCAUCAGCGCUCGCUUCGUUCAGCUGCAGCACAACGACAUAGACAAGAGGGUGGAGGUGAAGCCGUACGUCCUGGACGACCAGAUGUGCGACGAGUGCCAGGGCGCUCGCUGUGGGGGCAAGUUCGCCCCCUUCUUCUGUGCCAACGUCACCUGCCUGCAGUACUACUGCGAGUACUGCUGGGCCAGCAUCCACUCACGGGCCGGCCGAGAGUUCCACAAGCCGCUGGUGAAGGAGGGCGGCGACCGCCCCCGACACGUCUCCUUCCGCUGGAGCUGAGGCGGCGGCGGCCCGGUCCCGGUCCCGGUCCCGCUCCGAUGAGCCCAGACCCCGACCCCACCGAGACCUCCCGCACCCCCCCACAGCCCCCACUGGGACAGUGCUGGCAGAACCCCCCACCCCCACAGCCCCACGCCGCCCUGCCCCCCCCCCCAACACACACACAACACCUCCUGAAGGAGAAAAAAAAAAGGAUCCCACCACACACGCGGGACAUGCUUCACACCACGCGCCUCUGGACUCAUCGCGUAGUGUCCCUCUGAGGAAGCGCUGAUGGAGGGGCGACUGGCCAACGGGCGUCAGCUUAGAAUUUGCACCUUGGAACAAAGUCUCACUAAACACUCACUAGAGGCAGGACGGUGUGUUAGACACCUGGCUGCUGUCGCCCCCCCCCCCCAGUUCUGCUGACUGGGCGGUGUGGCUCAUCCUAUUGGACAGGAGGUGGGACCAUACAAAUACAAAGGCUAUAUAUUUUGUUUUCUACCUAUCUAUACAGAUAAUAUAGACAAUUUAAAUUUUAUGUAAAAGGAGCAUGCACUUAUUUUCAGAAACUGUAGUUCUAUUGCCCCUAAUGAAAAAAAAAAUCAUUACCAAAGGCAAAUGAAAUUAAUGCAUAGGUGGCGUAAAAUGUAGCAACUGCGCAGCGUGGGCUGGUGCCGCCCAGAGGAAAAACAACACGGCUAUAUUUGCUCUAGAAUCCUGACUAUGAAAAUGUUAAUACCUCACACGCGCCAUCAGAUUAGUUUGCUUUCGAUUUCUAGGUCUUUAUUUUUAUAAUAACAUUAUUUUUUAGUGUUAUGUAAAUGUAAUGCUGCAAUAGCUUUGCUGCUAAAUCCAUGGUAUAAACAGAUACCAUAAGUACUUUAUUCAGGCUGGAGUGAGAAACGGUGCAGAGAAGCAGCGAGCCGUCGCCGCCGCGGGGGCGGGGGGCACCUUCGUAGGGAGGGGGGGUCGGGGUGGGUUGCCCCCAACUGCAUGUUUAUUUCAAUCAGGUUGAUGCAUGCAAUACACUUUACCAGUAUCAUGUCUACUAUUCGACUCAGCCCAUGUUUGCACACAACACACUAGAGACGUACGUUCAGCUCAUACUGGACAGAAACGGGGGGAGGGGCUGCUGGGGGGGGGGGGAGACCUAAAUAGUCAGAUUAAAUGUAGGAGUACCAUUCAAAACUGUCUAUGAUAGGUGAAGUACUUUUUUUGCAGUGAUUGUUGAUAUAAUUGUGCAAUUUUUUCUACCAUAUGUAGUCAGGCCUGAGUAUGCCUAGAACUGUGAUUCGCUUUAACUGUCGUUAAUGUCCGACAUAGAAGUCCUGUGAACCUUCAUAACUAGUGUAUGCACAUGUAUAUAUGUUCUCUUGUACACACACUUGCACCAGUACACGCGGAAGCCUCACACACACACACACACACACACACACACACACACACACACACACACACACACACACACACACACACAGGCCUAUGAACGCAGUCUGACCUGAAGAGGAGCCGCCGCCACGUGAGCUUAAACUUGGCUGAGGUGUGUUUUUUUUUUUGGUUCUUUUGAUAAAUCACGUCCCCCCCCGUAGAUAAAAACGCACACUGACGACGCAGAACGCAACCAAAGAGCUGACGUGUUUGACUUUCGCCAGGCCACCGAGACACGGAGCGAGCGGCCGCCGGCUGCAGACAGUGCAGACGGCGCAGGCUAAGAAAAGAGGGCAGUUAGUGGAAGCAUUGAAGCUACUGCAGACUGGAGCUCUGACUACACAGCUGGGGUGGGGGGUGGGAUGGGGGGGUUAUGGGGGAAGAGGCAUUACCGUAUUUAUCCAGAUUGUUUUUUAUUUCUCCUGCAAAGCUUGAAGUAAUGGACCUGCUAAAACAUAGUGGAUAUAAAUAUAUUUUUGUUCUAUUCAAAGGUUAUGGCGCAGUCAAUCAGGACUGGGGGGGGGGGGGUGCGGAGGGGGGGGGGGGGGGGUGUACGCCAGUUAUGAAUGCAAUGCAGACACUGCUCCGGUCGGUCCGAGAGGCACGGGGGCCAAGUUACACUGGUUUUAGCAGUUUUGUGGACAAUCCGGACGGUUUCCUACAUCAUUGCAGCUCUCUCUCUCUCUCUCUCUCUCUCUCUCUCUAUCUAUCUCUCUAUCUCUCUCUCUAUCUAUCUAUCUAUCUCUCUCUCUCUCUCUCUAUCUAUCUCUCUAUCUCUCUCUCUAUCUAUCUAUCUAUCUAUCUCUCUCUCUCUCUCUCUCUCUCUCUCUAUCUAUCUAUCUCUCCUUGUUUUAGUCACAAACUGUUAUUUUGCUUCAGAGUAAAGGGCCUGUGUCGAAAGUCUAAUCCAACCUAAGCAGAUUUUUUUUUUGUUUUUAAUAUUUACUGAUGAAACUAAAAAUACAACAUUUAAAUAAGAGGCUAAUCAUGAGUAAUAAUACUGAUCCCUAUGAAAGUGAACACUGGGUGUUUUUGUGACCUUUCUUUCCCCGCCCAGACUGGUUUUCUAUGUUCGUUCCUUCUCUAUGAUCGAUGUUUGUUAUGCACUACUCUUUGUAUCUGAACAGUUUUUCGACAGUCAGCAGUUCUUUUUGUUGAAAGACAAAAAACAGGCGACUAAGUGUGCUUUCUGACUGACAAGAUCUUUUGCAAUACCUCAAUUUUGAAAAUGUAUUAGGAGAGAAACUGAUAUUUUCUAAGUGAGUUUAUUCAGAUGAAAAAUAUAUAUAUUAAUUUAAUUCUUCAAGAGACUGAUUUAACAGAGGGUUGAUUUUUUUUAUUUUUCUCAUUUACUUUUAUUUUAAGAAUUUAUUUUUUUGAAAAUGACAACAACUGAAGGAGUUAGAGCUUUAUAACUAAUAUAAUGAUGUAGUUAGUGAGAGUACAGUCUACUUUAUUACAGUGGAGGUUGCGAGUGUCCCACUGGUCAAAUUAGUCGAACCAUCAGAGAAGAGCUCUGGGAGAGAAAGCUGAUGUUUCCCACGUUUUUGUAUAUUUAUAAUCAGGCGUGUACUAUGCUGACCAGAGUUGUGAAAGCGUUCUUCUGUUUAUUAUUUUUUUUAAGAGAAGUUUUUUAUGUUUCCUAAAAGUAUGUGCUCCUUUUUCGUUUUGUAAAAAAAAAUGUUAAAAAAAGGAGGGUGAUGCUGGUUUGUUAGCCUGACGUCGUCGGUAGGAAACUAAAACACGAGACCUGCGAGAGUCGCUGAGCAGCAGGAGGCCGCGAGGCGAGAAUGUUCUUUUUAACACGAAGCUACACAAGUGUUUUCACCUGUAACUUGAUCGAAAGCCCCCAAGGUGCAUCAAUUGACUGGUGGCCUUCUAUUCACGCAAGACUUGAAUUAGUCCCAUUUUUUAAGGCUAAGAACCUUGAUUCUUUGUUGUAAUGUGCAAUACUGUUUGUACUGUUUGUAGAAAAGAAGAAAACGAGAAAAAAGAGGCAUAAAUCUUUAUUGCAGAAUUAUUUUCAUUGCAAGCAUUGUGAUUCACUAAAAUCAUUUUCUACUGUGUAUUUACCUACUCUACCUGCUAGUACCUUCCAGUAGUAAUGUAGCCUUUGUACUGAGAAAUUUUCAUUAUUUUUAGAAAGUUUUGCUAAAAAGAAAAGAAUUUAAAUGUAUUUACAUAUUUUCAUUUUUAUUUCAUGUUUUUUUUUUCUUUACAGACUUGUUUCUCAACCAUUAAUACUUAUUUCUGGGAGAGACUUUCAUAUCUGGUCAAUGUCAUUAAUAUUAUUUUGUAUUUUUUACUUAAAAUAAAUUAAUUUUUUGAUGCUAAUUCAUUUAAAAGUUUAUUUUAUUUUUUAUUAUUUCACUUUUCCUUUUUUUUUGAAGCUGAAAAAAACAAACUUUGUAAUAAUGUUACAAGUGUCUCAAUUUUUGAAUUGCUCUGCUUUAUGUGUAAACUCAAUGAUGUUGCUUACCUUAGUGUGAAAAUGAUGUACGGUGAAAAAAAAAACUACUCACAGGCAACAGAUCGGUGGUUGAUGAUGUUUAAGUGAUUCGCAAUGUAAACAAAUGAAUAGGCAAUAAAAUAAAAAUGGCCGAAUGGA
Messenger RNA from Betta splendens (Siamese fighting fish), 6330 nucleotides. It is a transcript of the gene cpeb3, whose product is annotated as cytoplasmic polyadenylation element binding protein 3. The record is from RefSeq and is a predicted model, not a curated record. Gene Ontology annotation, molecular function: ribosome binding; translation factor activity, RNA binding; mRNA 3'-UTR binding. Gene Ontology annotation, biological process: negative regulation of cytoplasmic translation. The transcript is spliced from 10 exons. Bases 102 to 2312 code for a protein of 736 amino acids. Gene Ontology annotation, cellular component: cytoplasm; synapse; nucleus. Lineage: Eukaryota; Metazoa; Chordata; Actinopteri; Anabantiformes; Osphronemidae.